Humulus lupulus (European hop) is the source of this 6553-nucleotide messenger RNA. RefSeq names its product histone-lysine N-methyltransferase ATXR7. Gene Ontology annotation, molecular function: histone H3K4 methyltransferase activity; protein binding. The record is from RefSeq and is a predicted model, not a curated record. The transcript has 16 exons. Gene Ontology annotation, cellular component: Set1C/COMPASS complex. The coding region runs from base 139 to 3582 and encodes 1147 amino acids. NCBI's taxonomy places the organism in Eukaryota, Viridiplantae, Streptophyta, Magnoliopsida, Rosales, Cannabaceae.
AGUGAGAUAUACUGCGUGGUUUAGGUAUCUGGAGCGGAGCCGAGUGGAGCUGAGCCUGAGCUGAUAUGGUACGAUAGGAAAACCCUAAUCGUCUUCGUUUGAUUUUGGAAUUCAAUCAGAGAUAUAAUCCAUCAAUCAAUGGUUUCAUCGACGGAAUUCCUCCACGAUCACUCUUCAUUCUCUAAGAAAAGACUAAAGCUUUGCGAUGAUUCAUCAUCCUCGCAGGAAUCAUCUUCCAUUGAAUUCGAGAUGAGCUGCCAGUCCAAUGGAAAUAGCAGUGAUUUGCAAGACUCUUCUGGGGGAGGCGGAGGAGGUGGUGGCGGCGGCAGCGCCGGCGGUGCUCCUCUGGCCACCGGAUGGAUGUAUAUCAACGAAUGUGGCCAAAUGUGCGGUCCAUACAUCGAGCGGCAGCUAUACGAGGGUCUGUCUACUGGUUUUUUGCCGGAAGAUCUUCCUGUAUAUCCUCUUCUCAAUGGUGCCUUACUCAAUUCUGUUCCUCUGACAUAUUUCAAGCUCUUCCCUGAUCAUGUUUCCACUGGCUUUGCAUAUCUCCGUUUGGGCACAGCAACGCAACCCACUCUUUCUUCUGCCUUCCCCUCCUCCGAUCACCCGCAAUUUGAUCCCAAGUCGUAUCCUCUACAGUUAAGCAACUGGUUCUACCAGGACCAUGAAGGGAGGAAAAUUGGCCCACAUUCUCUUCAAGAGUUUUUUUCAUGGCAUCAAUGUGGGUAUCUCCGGGAUUCAACCGUGAUAUACCAUGCUGACAAAACACCCUUUAGAUUGAUCUCUGUUAUAAACGCUUGGAAAACUUAUAAACCUGAAAUUUUCACCCAACCUGUUACCUCCCUAACCAAUCACACGAGCUCUUCUUUAAGUUUCCUAGAUGAGAUUUGUGACCAAGUUUCAAAGCAAUUGCACCUUGGAAUUACAAAAGCUGCUCGUAGGGUUGUGUUGGAUGAAAUCAUUAGUUGUGUUAUAGCUGAUUUUGUUUCUACGAAGAAAGCAUCUAAUGAGGCUGCUAGCUCUUGUUCCGCUGAUCGAAGAAAGUCAGAAUUUUUUGAAGUCAAGGAUAUUAACAUUCGUUCUUCACGUGACAUGACCAUAUCUAAUCAUGUUGCUGACCAAGCCACUAAUGUAGACUCCAUAGAACCUUUGAAAAUCACUAAAUCUGUUGGAGGCAUUGAGAAUUUUUGGGGGUCAUAUGCAGUUGUUCGCCGAUUUCUUUUUAACUAUUGCAUGGAAGUUACUUGGAAUGCUGUCUUUUAUGAUACUAUUUCAGAGUAUUCAUCUGCUUGGAGAAAGAGAAAACUUUGGUCGGGUUAUCCAUUUGUUAGAAAGCCUGCUCAGUUGAGCAAUACUGUCACAAUGUUUGAGAAACCACCAGAUGAAGAUUGUUCAAAAAGGAAGGAAUCUGCUUGUGAUGUUGACUGCCCUCCUGGUUUUGGACCGUUCAGAAAGGAAUCAGAUGAUCAUGCAGGGGGUUCUGUUAUGUCUUCUCCAGAACUUUUGAGAUCAAAGUCAUCAACACACAUGAGCUCCUCAUGCACAACUUGCAUAUACGAGGAUGUGGAUUGCAUUGUAAAAAGUGUAGAACAUGAGCUUCAUUCGUCUGCAAUGGUAUCACUGACUGAGUACGUUAAUUUUUUUAUUGAGGAUGAAGUGAAGAAAAUUACUGGGUCUGAUGAAGAGGACAGAUUAGAUGAGGUUAAUCUUCCCCCUAAGUUGGAGGAGUGCGACAAAUUGAAGACUUCUUUAGAUGAAACUUCUGCACAGAUAACUUCACCUAACAUUUCUCCAUCUUUGUCACUGAUUGCUAAACCUUCUCAUGGACAUGUAUUUGAAAACCACAUGCCUGAGUUAUUCUCGGCAGUGUUUAAGGAAUUCUGUGUACAUGGUGAUGAUCUAGUGGCUGACCAAGAAAGCAGUGAGCCACCACCUCCUGGUUUUGAAGAUAAUGUUAGAAUAUUUGCACCUUCGAAUGUAAACAAACUUAAACCUUCGAGGUCCAAUGAACGUACUCAUAAGAUUGGGGAAUAUGUUACCACAGCAAUGUGCCGACAAAGGUUGCACGAGGACGUUCUUAAAGAAUUGAAAUCGUCAUUUAUCAAAUAUACUCUGCAUCAAUUUAUUUCAUCAUUGCGUACAUCAAGAAAGCUGCGUAAGCUUGAGCGUAAUGAGGAAGGGGCACACCGAGCGGAUAACAUGCUUCCAGGAAGUUCAGCAGCAACUCCAACAAUUGGUAAAUAUACAUAUUCUCGCAAAAAGUCGUGCCAGAACAAUUUGGGUUCUUCUCCAUUGGUUACUCCAGUUAACAAUGGGUUACAGAAAAUUCAAAGAAAGAGUAAGCUUCCAGAAAAUUCAAGGAAAGAACAUGCUUCCGAAGACAUUGCUGCUGUUAAAAAAGUUGAAAGACCUGCUAUGAGUAAUAAAAAAAUUGGGCAGAACAAACGCCAUUCCGAACCAUCUGUCAAGGAUACAUCUUUGCAGACCAUUGUGAAACUGAAAGGCAGUUUGUCGAACAGUCAACCAGUAGCCAAGGAUCCAAGUAGUGAAAGAGUAUCUAAGGUUUCCCAUAAAAUUCAAAGAAGCAAGUUGUUCAAAGGUUCAAUUAAACCUGCCAGAACACAGGUUUCAGCUUCUUUAAUAAAACAUGAUGGUGUUGAGAAAGUAACAAGUGGUGUUGAGAAAGUAACAAGUGGUAAUGACCAUGAUGUUAGAGUACAAGAAGAUUGCUUAAUGAAGGCGUCAAAGCUAAAGAGGAAGCGUGUAAUAGACAGUGGACCGUCAUCAUUUUCAAAAAAGAUUAUGAAAGUAGCAAAUGGGGCUGCAAAGCAAGUAGCAUCUAGGCAGACCACAGUAAAAAACACAAAGUCAAGGAAAACAACAAGUCUAUGCCCAAGAUCAGAUGGUUGUGCUCGGGCUUCAAUUAAUGGAUGGGAAUGGCGUAAGUGGUCAAUAAGUGCUAGUCCUUCUGAAAGAGUCCGUGUUAGGGGAAGUAAACAUGUUCACGUGGAUCAUUUAGGGUCUGAUGGUACUACAUCACAGUGGUCCAAUGGCAAAGGUCUUUCUGCUAGAACAAAUAGGGCAAAACUGCGCAAUCUUGUUGCUGCUGCAGAGGGUGCUGACCUUUUAAAAGCCACUCAAUUGAAGGCCAGAAAAAAGCAACUACGUUUCCAAAGGAGCAAGAUACAUGAUUGGGGUCUUGUUGCCUUGGAACCAAUUGAGGCUGAGGACUUCGUUAUUGAAUAUGUUGGGGAGCUAAUUCGUCCUCGGAUAUCUGACAUACGGGAACGUCAUUAUGAGAAGGUGGGAAUUGGUAGCAGUUAUCUGUUUAGGCUUGAUGAUGGUUAUGUGGUUGAUGCAACAAAACGUGGUGGGAUUGCUAGGUUUAUAAACCAUUCUUGUGAGCCCAAUUGCUACACCAAAGUUAUAAGUGUUGAGGGUGAAAAGAAAAUUUUUAUUUACGCUAAACGCCACAUAGCAGCUGGUGAUGAAAUCACAUAUAACUACAAGUUUCCUUUGGAAGAGAAAAAGAUUCCUUGCCACUGUGGUUCUAGAAGGUGCCGUGGAUCACUGAACUAAUUGACGGCCUUUGAUUCUCUGGUUAUUUUCCCGAUCGCCCUGUCUCCUGACACUGUGUUGGCAGUCCACUUGUAAGAGGUUUUUGGAUUACAAUUGGCAACAAGGCCAGACGAUCUGAUCACAGUGAUGGUUUCACGGUGGGAGUUUUGCCUUUUCAAAAGAUGAAUUACUGAACAAUGUGCAUUCUUAUAGAUUUCUCUGUUGCAGAUGAGUUUCUUCUCUCAGAAUCUGUAAAUCAGUCUCGAGUGUUUUCUUGCUUACAACUUUGAAUAUAUGAUUUUUGGUUUUUGUACAGACAUGCAUUAUAAUAUUUCAAUACAAAUGAAAUAAAUUUACUUAUUUAGGGGGAGGAGCUGUACAUUAUAUGCUUAAUAUAGUCAGUAUUUUUUAUGUUGGAAAUUGUUUGUUUAUUCUAUGAUCAUUUUCUAAUUUAGAAACGUGUAUGUUUGUUGAACAUGUUUUAUAGAGGGAAUAAAUAUAAAACUAGAGGGGAAUGAAUUUAAAUAUAUUGUAAUGUGUGAUGACCAAUUUAUUUGCUGUGUUAGGCCACGCCAUGAUCCAUUGGAUGCAUUACUAUUAUUAUUAUUAGAGUAAUUGGUGAAAUAGUACUUUUUUAAUGUCAUUUUGCAAGGUGGUUAUUUUUGAUAAUUUGUUGCAAAUUAGUCUUCCAGACAGAUUGUCGAGUAAAUUCGACUUCGAAUGCCAAGUGUAUUCGGUAGGUUGUCGAGUAUGUCAGGAAGAUUACUUUACAAAGUAUUAUCAAAAGAAAACUAUAGUGCAAAGUGAUAAUAAAAAAAGCUAUUUUGUCAAGCACCCUUAUUAUUGUUUUUAUUAUUGUUAUUAUUAUUAUUAUCAUGUUUGUUUUUGGAGUGUAGGAAACUGUCAUCAAGCUUAUCUGCAAGCAUUUGAAACCCCAAAGCUAAGUUUGGACUUAAUAAUGGAAUCUCUUAUGGUUUAUUUGAGUAUUGGGAUUGUGUUAUUAUGAAAAAACAAUACUACUUUUACAGUCCAUGAAAGACAUUCUCAUUCAUUUUCUUGCUAAUGACUAAAAGGCCCAUAAAUGGUUUUGUGAUAAAUUGGUUAUUGUGACAAAACAAAGAGACAAACAGGAUACUAUACAUCAUGGAAGCCUAGAAGAAUAGUUUGGUAAUUUAAUUUUUUUAAACAAAAGAAAAAGUUGAAUAGCCAAUAAUAAAUGUGGCGUUUGGGAGGAUCUUUUAUUUGGUAUGUACAUGAUACAUAUUGUGUAGUGUAGUUAGUAUAAACAAAUAUGUAUAUAUAUAUAAUCAAUUCGUGAAAAUCGCAUACUUUUUCUAUAGUGGGUGAGAAAUGAAUGAAUGUCCUAUAUCCAAUUAUUCACUUUUGGGUUUUGAUGAAUUUCUUACUCAAAUUUGUAUGGUGUAUAAUUAUUUGAGCUAUAAUAGUAGUACCUUUUAUUUCUAUUAUUCUCUCAAAAUUUGAUUGUUUGCAGGAGUAGUAGAUCAACUAAAAUAAAUUAAACCACUUCUUGGCUGAGCGAGCCUGAGAGUGAGACGGAGUUCUUUCUAGGUCUGGUAUGCAUCUCCAUCUCCUUUUCUUUUUCCUUUCCUUUUUUUCUUAACCAUUUCCAUUUACAAUAAAAUUAAUUGAUAGGAUUUUUUGUUUUAACAAGCUAUUCAUAAUCAUAGUAUAAUAAUUAAUGCCCCAUUCAAAGCAAAAUUCUCCAAUAUAUAGAAAAAGAAAUGGGCUCAUGAUAUCAUUUGAUUAACAACGUGAGAUAUUGCCCCCAAUAUCUUUGUUAUUAGCACUUUCUUCUCCUAGAUGGGGUUUUAAUCUGAUAACAUAAAAAUGUUAUUGUCUGCCCUCUAAUUUAUUAUUGCACUUUGGUGUGUUGGUCCCUUUUUCUUGUUUUUUGUUUUUUGGCAAUCAAGACUUGAUCUCAUUAAAAAAGAAGACGACAAAAAUGGCAAUUAACUCCAAUUUAUUAAUUGUGUCAAAUUUCUUACUGAAAUGGUCAUGGAACAUCACAUGGGGCGGCGUUUUGGAAUGGCAUAGUUUGUACAUUAUUGCACCUGAAGACUCUUGGUGCAUUUUAAAUAUGAUUAGAUUUUCAAAUUAUUCCAAGACUAAAUUAAAUUUGAAAGAGACAGCUUCAAUUUAAACUAAAAGUGAUAGUGAGAAAAAUAAAAAAGAGAGUAGAUAAUCGAAUUAUGUAAUGCAUGAACGAGAACAAAUAGAGUAGCUCAGCUGAGAUUUUGAGCAUGAAACAGCAAUGGUAAGAAUGUUUGGUCAAAUCUAACUCUCAUAAUCCUUGGGUAUCUUGAACAAAGAACAAGCUAAGAUCAAUCUCAAUGUGCUUUGAUGUUACAUGGAUUGGCGGCAGACAUUAGAACACUGCAAAACUUAUCAUCACUAAGCAAAGGCCUCACCCAAGCUACUUGGACAGUCGGACAAGGCAGGCAAGAGUACUACUUUGAGAAAAUACAUUUGAACCAAGAAUGACACAAAAUCCAAUCCAGCAUUGGACCACUUCUACAAAAACUAGUAAGUUCGAAGUCAAUUUAAUAAUGUAUUAAAGAAAGAAUCAUGUUGACAGCUUUCUUGUGAACUACAACAAGUGGAGAGUGGAGGUGUGCAUAAAUUGAUUUUGAGACCACUUUCCUUUUGGACAAAGCUAUGGACAAGUUGGUCAUUGGAGCAUAAUCCAAUGCUAGAUCCUUCAAUGCACUUCUAUAAAGCUGCCUAAAGCCCCCUUCUGUUUGUAUUCUUAACCAUGUCAAUUUUACUUAGAAUUUAUUUUUUUAAUUAAUUGGCGGCUACUCUCUGCCCUACCAUAUUCUACAUGGCCACCCUAGUAAGUAAUUUCAUGAUUAUAUAUAUAUAUACACAUAUAUAGUGAGUUUGGAAGUAGGAAGCUAUCGUUGCUCUUAUCUUCAAUUUGUACUUGUAAACGUGUUUGAUUAUACUAAUGACAUAACAUUGUCUUCUUCCU